UAAACUAAUACAUUACUUGAAAUGUUUACAGAGGUGAACACGAAGUAACAUGCCACCUAUGUGCCCGUGGCCUAUAGUGGGGGCGAUUGCUUUACCCCAUCUUGGGGCUUCACUCAGUGUGCGUUUUGUCGGUGACUGGAAACCCUGGUACGAUUCAUUGAAGCGACCAAGUUGGACCCCACCUGGAUCUGUUAUUGGCUCAGUGUGGACAUGCUUAUAUACUGGAAUGGGCUACGCAUCCUACCUCGUUUGGAAAGAGGGAGGUGGAUUCAAUGGACCUGCUCAAAUUCCACUAGCAAUGUAUGGAACUCAGUUGGCUCUUAAUUUUGCUUGGAGUCCUUUAUUUUUUGGUAAACACGCUUUGAAAGAGUCCUUCUUCGAGGUUCUCCUACUGGACGCCGCUGCAGCUGGCACUGCGUACCUGUUCUACCAAGUGUCACCCCUGGCCGGGUACUUGUUUAUACCGUACCUGAUGUGGUUGGGUGUUGCAUCCACCAUCAACUACAGGAUAUGGAAGGACAACCCCUCCCCAAGUAGAAAUAAUUGAUUUUAUAACAAAGUGCCUUACUCCAUAGUGACACUGAUUGAUAAGGUUCUGUGUGAUGUGAUAACACAUUGUCAGCAGAUAGUAGUGGACUGAUUGAAUUCGGUAUACCAUAAGUUUAUAUCGAUUUAUUCUGUUAAUCAUAACUAUAUCUUCGACUGAAUGAUGAACAAUGAAACAAAGUGGUAUUGAAAUAUUAUGCUUUUUGCUACAAAUAACAAUGGCAACUGUCUUUAAUAUCAUGUUCUAGGUCAAAUUAACAAUUGCUAUUAAUGAAUUUAAUAAAUUAUUUAAUUACA
Molecule: messenger RNA, 843 nt
Organism: Homalodisca vitripennis (glassy-winged sharpshooter)
Lineage: Eukaryota; Metazoa; Arthropoda; Insecta; Hemiptera; Cicadellidae
Product: translocator protein-like
Exons: 4
Coding region: 50-547 (165 amino acids)
Cellular component (GO): mitochondrial outer membrane
Source: RefSeq, a predicted model, not a curated record